This is a messenger RNA of Ixodes scapularis (black-legged tick), 294 nucleotides long. RefSeq names its product histone H2A-like. Gene Ontology annotation, molecular function: structural constituent of chromatin; DNA binding; protein heterodimerization activity. The transcript is spliced from 2 exons. Gene Ontology annotation, cellular component: nucleosome. Lineage: Eukaryota; Metazoa; Arthropoda; Arachnida; Ixodida; Ixodidae. The coding region runs from base 1 to 294 and encodes 97 amino acids. The record is from RefSeq and is a predicted model, not a curated record.
AUGUCUGGGCGCGGAAAAGGAGGCAAGGGCAACUACGUGGAGCGAGUAGGUGCCGGUGCCCCCGUCUACUUGGCGGCCGUACUCGAGUACCUGGCUGCCGAAGUGCUGGAGCUGGCAGGAAACGCGGCCAGGGACAACAAGAAAACUAGGAUCAUCCCUCGACACCUGCAGCUGGCCAUUCGCAACGACGAAGAGCUCAACAAGCAGCUGUCCGGCGUUACCAUCGGGCAAGGAGGUGUCUUGCCCAACAUCCAGGCCGUCCUCCUUCCAAAGAAGACCGAGAAGAAGGCGUAA